Molecule: messenger RNA, 620 nt
Organism: Polypterus senegalus (gray bichir)
Lineage: Eukaryota; Metazoa; Chordata; Cladistia; Polypteriformes; Polypteridae
Product: butyrophilin subfamily 1 member A1-like
Exons: 7
Coding region: 56-538 (160 amino acids)
Source: RefSeq, a predicted model, not a curated record
UGAUCUUCCACUCUUUUGUGUUUCAUUAGUUUUAGGUGCUCAGCCCUCCAUUUCUAUGAGCUCCACUGAAGGCCAGAAGACCCGACUGGAGUGCAGCGCUGAGAAGUGGAACCCCCAACCAGAAGUCACCUGGAGGGACAUGAAUGGGGCAGACGUGACGUCACAGUCCACAAUAAAGUCAGAGCGGGACUCCGAGGGUCUUCUGAGAGUGAGCAGCGUCCUCCCGGUGAAGGAGGAGUACAACGUGUUCAGCUGUCUGAUGAGAAGUAAAGCACCAAAGCCAGACUGGCACUCCGGACUUGGCAUCUACAGUUUCUCCCCAGGGGUCUCUGGCUGGUUGGUGGCUUUCUGCGUCUUGUUGGUUCUUUGCUUAGUGGUGACUCCCCUGCUGGUCAUUCUGUGGAGAAGAAUGAGAGAAACAAACACCAGAUAUGAUUCAAUAGUUGGAUUCCUUCCUAUAUUGUUCUUGCACAAGGAAAUUGAAAAGUCACAACGUCACCAAUGCAGAAUGGAGGAGAAUAUGCAGCUCAGCAGCUGAUGUCACUUUUGACCCUGAGACUGCAAAUCAGUGGCUCCUUGUGUCUGAAGACGGGAAAGAAGUGAGACAGACAGACACACAA